AUGCGACGUGCACACUGUACUUAUGCGCUGGAUCUCUGGCACCAAGCAACUAUUCUAUUUGCAGGAGUCACAAUGGGUAUAAGCCGCAGCUUCAUUCUAACCUUAGGAACGGGAAUGUUCUGCGGUUUCUUCUCCUUCUAUCUCUUAAACAGCACUGUAACUGUGCACCCUCGCUACAUAGAGGGCAUUAGUCCUCCUCAGAGCAUAGACAACCAUGCACACAGUCAUGAUGAAAUGGAGAAUGCUGCUGGGCCACUGGGAGAUGUGGCAAUGCACUCCAGCCAUGAAGUUCACCAUGCAGAUAAAUCUAUCUUUGAUGUAAAAACAGACAAGGAGCUUGGAGCUGUGGCACUAAAAGUUGGUGAAGGACGUGAUCACUUGUGGGAAAAAACGAAGGCUGCCUUCAUCUAUAUUUACAAUAACCAUUAUAAUGAUGCUGACUGGUUCUUGAAGGCUGAUGAUGACACGUACGUUAUUGUAGAAAAUCUUCGCUAUAUGCUGAGCUCUUAUGAUGCCAGUCAUCCUAUAUGGUUUGGAUGCCGCUUCAAGAAAUAUGUUCGACAAGGAUAUAUGAGUGGAGCAUUCCUAAAUCAAAUGGCACCGAUUACUAGGUUCAUCGAUAAAUUUGUGCCAAUACUCCAUGCCCAACAGGAAUACAUGAGUGGAGGUGCUGGCUAUGUGUUAAGCCGGGAAGCCUUGAAGAAAUUUGUUGAGGAAGCAAUACCCAAUCCGAAGAAGUGUCGACAAGACCAUGCCGGAGCAGAAGAUGUUGAAAUAGGUAAAUGUAUGCAGAAUGUAGGGGUUCACGCAGGAGACUCAAGAGAUAGUUUGGGACGUGGUCGUUUCUUCCCUUUUGUUCCUGAACAUCAUCUGGUUCCUGGUCAUAUUGGUCCUAAAAACUGGUACUGGGACUGGAUAUAUUAUCCAUCUAAAGUUGGUUUAGAAUGUUGCUCAGACACAGCAGUUUCUUUUCAUUAUGUACCACCAAACAAAAUGUAUGAACUGGAAUAUUUUCUCUACCAUCUACGGCCAUAUGGAAUCAAUCACUUGGAUCCUUUCCCACCACCACUUCCACCUGACACCAAGAGCAUCCCUCAAGAGGUUAUAGAAAAGUACAAAAAGGUCACUGCAAGUACUAAGCCACUUUCACCUACUCCACUUGAGGACAUACAGCAUCUAGGACAAGAAAAGCAAGGAGGGACAGAGCAGCAACAGUCUGAUAAAAUUUACACUAAUUUAGAGAAAAAGGAGAAAUCAGAAUUAGUGUAAUAUUAUUGGUUGUUUGUAUAUAUACCAUAUUAUUCUUUCUGUGAGUUUUUAAUGUAUUAUAAUUGUACAUUUUUCUAGGUAGUAGGUUGGUAGACAGCAGCUGCCCAGGGAGGUACUACCGUCCUGCCAAGUGAGUGUAAAACGGAAACCUGUAAUUGUUUUACAUGGUAGGAUUGCUGGUGUCCAUUUUUCUGUCUCAUAAACAUGCAAGGUUUCAGGUACGUCUUGCUACUUCUACUUACACUUAGGUCACACUACACAUACAUGUACAAGCAUAUAUGUAUAUACACACCCCUCUGGGUUUUCUCCCAUUUUUCUUACUAGUUCUUGUUCUUGUUUAUUUCCCCUUACCUCCAUGGGGAAGUGGAACAGAAUUCUUCCUCCGUAAGCCAUGCGUGUUGUAAGAGGCGACUAAAAUUCCGGGAGCAAGGGGCUCGUAACCUCUUCUCCUGUAUAUAUUACUAAAUGUAAUAUGUCCCACCUCGGUGGGAUACGGCCGGUGUGUUGAAAGAAGAAAGAAGAAUUGUACAUUUUGAUGAGCAGUAUCUGCUCUUUGAUAUACUUCAGAUUUAGUUGAAUUUGCAUCUAAGAUGCAAAGUUACAAUUAUAUUUUAGUGCUAUUCAAAUAUGUACCUAACAUUUAUUUAAUUUAUCCUUUCAUAUUGCUGAUGUGAAGUAUUGCCAUUAAGAAUAUUUUAAAUAAAAAAGAUCUUCAUUAGGAAUUACAUAUAUCUUUAGUUAUGCAAAACAAACAAUGAAACUUUGUGACAGAUUUUUGUAAAGAUAGUUAAAUUACAUUUAGGUACAGUAGACCAUUAUAUUACACGGUAGUUACAUUCCUGAAAACGCUGUGUUGGGUAAAUCCGUGUUAGAUAAGCUGAAGAACUUAUGGGAAAAAUAGUGUUACAUUCCUGGGAGCCCCCAAAAAAGCCAGACAAUUUUUUUUUUUUAGACUCCAGAUCGUACAAAAAUAAAAGUGAAUAUGUAAUUGUUGUUCAUUGUCAUGAUGUAUUAUGUUUUUUACUGCUUAAGACUACAAUUGCAGCAGAAAUAAUAGUAUUUCUUACCUUAAAUUGUGGAUGCUUGUGUUUGUUGAUGAUUGUGAAGAAAGUGAAGAGUUAUGCUGUGGCCCUACUGGGCUGAGGUGGAUGGUAGAGGUUCUGGUACUGAAGCUGAUGGUUGCACUGGAGUGUGCACAAAUUCUGUAAUUGAUUUCUGGGUUAUUUUAUCCUGCAGUACAUUAUACAGCUGAUAGUAAGAUAUCAGCUGCUCUAGACACUGUUUCAGAGCAUUGCUUCUAGAUUUGUCAGGGUCCUCUUCAGUGAAAAAGACUAAGUCAAGUCAGUCAAGUAGGUCAGUAAGUCAGGUGAGUCUGUCAGUCAGUCAAGUAAGUCAUUCCAGUCAGUACUUCAGUCAAGUCAAUAAGUCAGUCAGUCAAGUAAGUCAUUCCAGUCAGUACAUCAGUCAAGUAAGUCUUUUAGCAAGCCAGUCAAGUCAGUUAGUAAGUCAGUAAGUCAGUAAAUGAGAUGACAUUCUGGGUUAUUCAUUACACAAACUCAUAUAUUUAUCUCAUUCUUUUAAAUUUUGCAAACAGAUACUUCAUUAAGGCCACAAGCUCUUGCUGUAUCCACCACACGUGAGCCACUCUUAUGCUUGUCUAAUAUAUUGGUUUUCUUCCUAACUCCAAGACUUUAAUGCUUAAACUUUUUCUUGCCACUUUCAGCAAUACUGUAUGCCUACUGGGUGCCAUGAUUGCUUGACAGAUACAAGAUAUGGCAAUUAAAAAAUCGAAACACAAUUCACAAACACAGCUAGCUCCUAGGAGAGAAUUGUACUAGACAUGUAUGCACAAAAGGCUGGGACGGGGGUGCCGGGGUAUUGGGGGUGGCAGGGGUGUUGGGGUGGCAGGGGUGUUGGGGUGGCAGGGGAUGGCAGUAGGUCUCCCCCACUGACACAGUAGUCUGACCCACAGCCAGGUGGCAGCCUGAGCUAGGAGAAUAUCCCAUGGGUGAUGCUCCAAAUUUUUUCCCCCACUUGCAAAUGGAACCAUGUUAAGUAAAUUUUACAAAGUGUUGUAUAAAAUUAUGCCACAAUUUUUCAAGUGUAAUAAUAAAAAUAUGGCAAAUAAAUGUGUGAUAUAACAGUCUACUGUAAAUCAAAAGAAACAAUAAAUUGAAUAUGUAUUUUUGGUAUAUUUUUGUAAAACUAGUCAAAGUACCCUGUGUAUUUACUUUCCAUUAUAGAAAAUUUUAAACAUUUGAAAUAGAAAUUUUUUAUUUUUUAGCUGCUUUAUUUUUCUUUACUAAAGAUAUUUUGCUUAGAAAAACUUUAGUACUUACAGUUGAGAAGUUCAAAUCUAUAUACAAUAUACUAUUUAUUUAUUUAUGUAUCAGCUUAUUCUCAAGGCUGUUUCCAAACAUUAAGAAGUAGGUCACACAAAAUCUAUAAAAAUUUUACUUUUCUUCUCUACUUUCUAAAAGCUUAUAUACUCACAAAAUCUUUGUGUGUCAGUCAUAUUUCCUUAGCAAUAGAGAUUUUGUUUGUUAUUGCCUAAUUGUUAAAUGUUAAACAAUUUUAUUGUAAAUGCCCAUAUAACAUUUACACCAUUGGAUAACAAUCAUAUCGAUAAUUUUGUAUGGCUCUUCUCUUUAUAGAAAGUCUACUUAACUGGCUUGAAUUUUGUCAUUUUUAGUGCUGUACAAUUUUUUGGCUCACAUAUAAAACUUGUAUGGUAAACUUACCCUUUAAAUUUAUGUUGCAUAA
Molecule: messenger RNA, 4032 nt
Organism: Cherax quadricarinatus
Lineage: Eukaryota; Metazoa; Arthropoda; Malacostraca; Decapoda; Parastacidae
Source: RefSeq, a predicted model, not a curated record